GGGGGAGAUACCAUGUAUUCCUCUUUCACUUUCGGUUUGAUUCAGACUCUCCUUCUCUUCCCACGAAGAUGCAGCAAAUUUGUCUCUUUCUUAUUCUGCCCUGGGCCGUUUUAGGGCUGGAAGUGAUCGCUCCUCCAUCCCAACAGACUCUACUGGGAUCCACUUUGCUCCUGCCCUGCACAUUUCGAGUGGAAAACUCUCAGGUUAUAUCCAAAUUCCUUGCUAUACUUUGGUACUUUGGGGAUACAGAAAUUUUGAGAUAUGACAACAAGGGCAAGGAAAUCAUCCACUCAAGGGUGACAGUUGAUGAGAAGGGCUUCCUGCAAGGCAAUGCUUCUAUCACUCUCUCCAAUGUGACCAUCUCAGAUGAAGGGACCUACAGGUGUCUGGUCAUUCAUAGUCCCAGCAAGCAAGAAAAGAAGAUCAGCCUCAAGGUUCAAGCUGUUCCAGGGGUCCAUAUAAUAAAGAAAGCCCUAAUUAAGCAAAAGGAAGGCUCCCUCCAGUGUUUGGUCACUGAUUACUACCCACAAGCCAUCAAAGUCACUUGGCUGCUGAAUGGAAAUGCUUUAACUAGAUCAACCUCGGGGUCACCCCGACAGAAUGUGGAUGGAACAUUCCGAGUGAACAGCAGUGUGACCCUCCUCCCCUCGGAGAUACAAGAUAAUAUGGUUAUUGGGUGUCAGGUGCAACAUGAAUCAUAUCCCAGACCUCUGAUUGACAGUUUUAAAGUGGUGUAUGGAGUCCCUCCAUCAGUGCAGAUGUUCUCCUCCAAGGUUGAGGGACACUCAGAGACGAUCUUUGUGUGUGAAGCAAGUGGCUUCUCUCCAGAGCCAGUGCAGAUAAAGUGGCUUCUGAAUGGGAUGAAGGUUGAGGAGCCCAGAACAAGUGAAGGUGGAGGUUUUAUAAAGAGGUCAUAUUACUGGAACCCUUCAGGUCCUGGGAACCAACUGGCAAACAUCACCUGUGAGGCCUAUCAUGAGACUUUGUACCAACCAGUCACAGAGACACUACAGAUUACUAAGAGUUACAGACACUAUUAUUGGACUGGGGUUGCCAUAUUAUUUAUUCUUUUGGUCCUCCUGUGCUCCGUCAUCUCUACUAGUCACCAGAACUUCCAAGUGAGUCACAUACACAAGUUGAUGUUGGAUGACAGCGAGAAGGUGACUCUGUUCUGUACGGCCUCCGACUGCUCAAAGCAACCCCAAGUGACAUGGACAGUCAUGGAGGCCAGUGAAACAAAGAGCAAAGGGAAGAGGAAGGUGAUAUGGACAGAGAACUGGCAAGAUAAGGGUUCAGUACCAGCAAGUCUGACCCAGUCUGGAGAAAGUGAUCCACUGCUGAACGAGGAAUACACCGUGAGAACAGACAGAUUAGAAGUAGGAAGGCUGCUUAGUGUCCUCUCCACCUUGAGCUUCAAACCUGCUGUCCAGAAACACAAGAACAUUGAGGUUUCCUGCCAGUUUGUCUGUGGCUGGAAGAAAAUAGAGAAAAAACUGAAAUAUUCUUACAUCUUAAGGGAGCCCCAGGUCUCUCAGCCCAUAAAACUGUCCAUCAAUGAAGCUGGAGAUGUUCUCUGCUCCCUGGUCCUGCAGGAGUUUUAUCCCAGACAAAUCCGGAUCAGAUGGAGCUGUGGGGUUGGAUGUUACCAGGAUCUGGAGUCCAAUACAAAGAUAAAUCCAUGCAGUUCUAUCCAAGCGUUCAAUGCUGAGAGUGAGUGUAAGAUCCCUGGCCAACUACUCAAGGAUCCGGGAUUCCGAAUGCGAAUGACCUGGGAACAUGAAUCCAUGACUGGCCUUGAGCAGCAGGAACUCUCUGUACAAGAUAAAGAUUUCCCCUGGCGCCCACAGAUGGGAGAGAUAAUAAAUCCUGAUACUCUGAUACCCGGCACAGAGGGCAAAUUCCAGUGUAAGAUCUGGGGGUAUUUCCCUGAUGCUCUGGAGGUGAAAUGGUUGAGGAGAGAAGCAGGAGGGCAGGAAUUAUUCUCUGUGAGUCCCAGUGAGAAAUACAAGAUCCCAGAGAUGGAGCAGAAGAGAGAAGCUGAUGGGACCUUCUCCUGCACAGUCAGUCUCAUUGUCUCUGUGUCAGCAAUAACUGAGAAAGGAGCGAAGUUUAUCUGCCGGGUGGGACACCCCAGUCUGGGGGAACCCCUAGAGACAAGCACCGGGGACUUCAGUUUGAGAAGGAUCCCAGUUAUAAGGAGCAUCACACACUCAAAUGAUAAAGUAACAGCAGAAAUAGACCAGUUCUACCCACAGGACAUUGAGUUGGUUUGGAGUCGGACUAAGCACAGGAAGACUAAUAAAUAUGUAGAAUAUGAAGCCUCUCGUAUCAGUACUGAGUCCAACAGUAACAGUGACGGCACCUACAGGAUCAUCAGCUCAUGUGACCCCAAAAUAUAUACAUUUACACACAAACAUAUGAAGCUCCGUGUGGAACAUGAAGCACUGGAGACUCCCAUUGAGAGGACCCUCAUCGUGAAGAAAGAAUUGAGUUCAGUAAAGUUUUUUGAGCUUCAAGAUGGAAGAGAAAUUCCCCUGGCAGAAUCCCAACAAUCGAAUAAGAAAACCCAAUAAGAACAAAGGAACCAGACCGGUCCUGUUUAAUGUGCUGAGGUGGAUCAACAACUGAGUAUGUGGAAGAUUUUGGCAAUCGAUUUUCUUGCAACAUAUUUGUGUGAUGAUGAUGAUUUUAAAGGAACACUCUUCAUUGAUAAUUCGGAAAUCUGUGAUAGAGGGGAACCAUUCCUAUUUCCCACUUCCCUUUAAUUCCGGACGUCUUUUCCAUGUCUCUUUCCAAAGCAUUUUCAAGACAAAGUUUGCUGACACCUGUCUCUACAAGAACACGACUAUAUCAUGGAGAUACAAGUAUACUAAGUUCAUCACUUCUAAGAACUAUACUUGGGACAAUACCUUUGCAGAUGCCUUUACUAUGAAUAAGUUCAAACCAUCUUUUUUAAACGACACUAGAACAUGGAUAAAGAACAUGG
Messenger RNA from Xenopus laevis (African clawed frog), 2986 nucleotides. RefSeq lists its product as uncharacterized. The transcript has 11 exons. The record is from RefSeq and is a predicted model, not a curated record. Bases 69 to 2573 code for a protein of 834 amino acids. Lineage: Eukaryota; Metazoa; Chordata; Amphibia; Anura; Pipidae.